This is a messenger RNA of Durio zibethinus, 2849 nucleotides long. RefSeq lists its product as uncharacterized. NCBI's taxonomy places the organism in Eukaryota, Viridiplantae, Streptophyta, Magnoliopsida, Malvales, Malvaceae. Gene Ontology annotation, cellular component: cytoplasm. The record is from RefSeq and is a predicted model, not a curated record. Gene Ontology annotation, molecular function: protein binding.
AUGUUAUCCUUUCAAAACAAAACCAAAAAAAAAAAAAAAAACAAAAGUUGAAUUUUCUCUGUUCUUUUCUCCAUUGGUCUCCCUCCUACCCCAAACUAAACUUCCAAUCACAUACACAAAAUUCCCAUUUUAAAAAUUUGACCUUUUCAAAAAACCAUUCUUCAACUCUUUAUGAAAAGGAGAAACUUGGGUACUUCUCCUUUUUUUUUUUUCCUUUAUAAGCACUUUUUGUUGUUGGGUUUUCUUGAAAGGUGGGGUUUUGUUUAGUUUCUUGUAGAGCUAUUCUUUUCUUCAAUUCUAAGCCCAUCAUUUUUUUUCUUAAGUUUUUUUUUUUUUAUAAUUAUUUUGUUUCACACACGCACAUGCAUGUUCUCCAGUUUGUCUGAUCUGGAUUGGAUCACAAGGUUCUUUUAUUUUCGGCUUUGAAGAAGAUUAAGUGAGAAAGAGGAGGGGAGGGGUCUUUAGUGGGGUUAAGUGUUUGAAAAUUCUGUUCUUUGUUGGGAGCAGUCUUUGGGUGCUUAGAAGAAAAGAAGAACGAAGGAACCAGAAAUUGUUGGUCCGUAGGGAGGAAUUGUCUACUUCUGCUGUCUUGCAUUGUUGGGGCUUUUGAGUUAAAAUUGAGUUUUAGUGUUGAAGGAUUGAAAUUGGGGUUUAAUUGGAAAAGCUAGACUUGAGUUUGACAGCAUAUUUUAACUCCUGAGGCAUGGCUGGUAUUGAUGUUUCAAAGUAUGCACAUAGCCCUGUGCACAAGGCUGUUGCCACGAGGGAUUAUGCCAGUCUCAGGAGGAUACUUGCAGCUCUCCCACAUCUUCGUAACCUGGCUGAGAUUCGAACAGAAGCAGCCUCAUUGGUUGAGGAAGAGAAGGCUGAUGGGAUCGCUGCUGUGAUUGAUAGGCGGGAUGUUCUUAACCGGGAUACACCUCUUCACUUGGCCGUUAAACUUGGUGAUGAAACUGCAACUGAAAUGCUUAUGGUUGCCGGUGCUGAUUGGAGCUUGCAGAAUGAACAAGGAUGGAGUGCGCUCCAAGAAGCAAUUUGUAAUAGGGAAGAAGCUAUUGCUAUGAUUAUUGUUCGGCAUUACCAGCCAUUGGCAUGGGCAAAGUGGUGUAGAAGGUUGCCUCGUGUGGUGGGAACUAUGCAAAGGAUGAGAGACUUUUACAUGGAAAUCACAUUCCAUUUUGAGAGUUCUGUGAUACCUUUCAUUUCCAGAAUUGCUCCUUCAGAUACGUAUAAAAUUUGGAAGAGGGGUGCAAAUUUGAGAGCUGAUAUGACUUUGGCUGGAUUUGAUGGAUUCAGAAUUCAGCGCUCAGAUCAGAGUAUUCUUUUCCUUGGUGAUGGUUCUGGGGACGGGAAGGUUCCUACUGGAUCACUUUGUAUGAUCUCACAUAAGGAUAAAGAGGUGAUGAAUGCUUUGGAUGGUGCUGGUUCCCAAGCAACUGAGGAAGAGGUUCGACAAGAGGUGGAUGCAAUGUCUCAGACUAAUAUAUUCAGACCUGGGAUAGAUGUGACACAGGCAGUUCUUUUGCCACAAUUGACUUGGAGGCGACAAGAGAAAACAGAAACAGUUGGUGCCUGGAAGGCUAAGGUGUAUGAUAUGCACAGUGUUGUUGUAAGCAUCAAAUCUAGGAAGGUGCCUGGGGCCAUGACAGAUGAUGAAUUCUUUGCAACUUCCAAUGAAAUUGAAACAGAGAGUGAAGAGCUUGAUGAGAUCUUGACAGAAGAUGAAAGGAGACAACUUGAAGUUGCUCUUAAGUUGGAUUCUUCAGAAAUAUCCAAUGAGAAUGGUGAUGGCAUUAUUAGGCAUCGCCGUAGUUGCUAUGAGUCUAGGGAAAUUUAUAUCGAGGAGUCCAAUGGUUAUAAAAAUGGAGAGACAAAGCAGGAAAAGAAAGGAUGGUUUGGUGGAUGGAGGAAACGGGAGUCAAAGCAAGAAGUGCAUCGGAAGAUUGUACCACCAAGAAGUUCUCUGUGUGUGGAUGAAAAGGUGAGUGACUUACUAGGAGACUUUCCAUCUGGCAGUCAGAUCAAACCUGGUAGACAUUCUGUGGAGAUUGUGGCAAGGGAUGAUCAUCGGAGGAUAAGAGAUUCGAGAAUAUCUACUUCCAUGGGUUCAGAGAGUAGUAAUCGGCGUAAGGACACUGGCCGUGAGAAUGAGUAUAAGAAAGGAUUGAGGCCUAUUCUUUGGCUUUCUCCAAACUUCCCAUUGCAAACUGAAGAACUCCUGCCAUUGCUAGACAUUCUUGCAAACAAGGUUAAGGCAAUUCGUCGGUUAAGAGAACUUCUCACUACAAAGCUUCCAGUAGGAACAUUCCCUGUCAAGGUUGCUAUUCCAGUGGUUCCAACAAUCAGAGUAAUGGUUACUUUUACGAAGUUUGAAGAACUACAGCCUGUGGAUGAGUUCUUGACACCCCCUUCAAGCCCCACUGCCGGCGGAGAAAGCCCUGCAGUGACACAUUCCUUAGGUUCAUCUUGGUUUCAGUGGAUAAAGGCACCAUAUCACCGCCCUAGCUCAUCCAAUUAUAGCUACAAUAAGAUAGAAAAUCUUCCAGAUCCAUUUGCAAUACCUCCAGAUUAUACUUGGAUUACAGCUGAAGAAAAGAAAAAGAAGAUGCAAGAGAAGAGCAAAUCAAAGAAAGGUAAGAGUCAGAAUCAUUGAAGUCAGGCUAAGAUCCUGAUGCAAAACAAGUUCUAGCAGAUAGCAAAAUAGGAAAUAGUGUUUCAUUAAUCCAUAAAUAUUGUGUUUCUCUUACUGAGAAAAGGAAAUAGAGAAAUAGAUGAUUGGAGUUGUGUUCUAUGAAGUGUGGAUAAUCCCUUCAUGGGAAAGUUUGGUAUCCUUAUGGGGGUGAAAAAAA